This is a messenger RNA of Macrosiphum euphorbiae (potato aphid), 330 nucleotides long. The record is from the annotation of a GenBank genome assembly. Lineage: Eukaryota; Metazoa; Arthropoda; Insecta; Hemiptera; Aphididae.
AUGAUAGAAUGUCAAACUGAUGCCGGGUUGCCGGCAUGUAAUCUCGGUACGUUACGUAUCGCCACCAUUCCUGUUGAAGGAUGUAAAUCAUAUCCUUUUCAAAAUACUAGGAUUUUCGUGUUGAGCGUCUGCCGAGGAGAUGUCGGGUCACGAGGCAGUAACCAUAGCUACCGUUCAUCUGGUAAAAAUGGUAAAAAUAUUAUCUUUUGUACAUCGAACCUAACUCGUUCGGCCACAGUGUCCUAUACGGCAACAUUGUUAUCGAACGUCGCAGUCGCCGCUUUCACCGCCCAGCGCACCCAAAGUCAUCGUUUUCUUUUCAACGGCUAA